CAACAACCCAUAUUGAAGAUGAAUGAGAGUUAAUUAGUUCUUGUUUGUUUGAAUUCAUAGUUUGUUGUUAUUAUUGAAAAUGGCUCAGUUAUUGGAUAAAGCGAAGAACUUUGCAGCGGAGAAGAUGAGUGACGUGGCGAAGCCUGAGGCGCAUGUAACUGACGUGGACUUCAAGCGCGUGAGCAAGGAUCACAUUGAGUAUUUGGCCAAAGUCUCUGUUCAGAACCCUUACUCUGCUUCUAUCCCUAUUUGUGAGAUCAAAUACUCUUUCAAAAGUGCUUCAAGGGAGAUAGCAACAGGGAGAAUACCAGACCCAGGAUCACUGAAGGGUAAAGACACAACAAUGCUGGAUGUGCCGGUGAAGGUACCUUACAAUGUAUUGAUGAGCUUAGCUAAGGACAUUGGUGCUGAUUGGGACAUAGAUUACCAAUUGGACAUUGGUCUUGUUAUUGAUCUUCCAGUCGUUGGAAAUUUCACUAUUCCUCUCUCUCACAAUGGAGAGGUCAAACUUCCAUCACUCUCUAGCAUGUUCAGCAAAGAAAAUUAGCCAGAAAUAGCAAUAAUUUAUUUUAUUUAACAUUCAUUAAUUCUUGCUGUCAUAAUUAAUAAAUGUUAAAUAAUAACUUACUUUAUUUAACAUUCAUUAAUUCUUGCUGUCAUAAUUAAUAAAUGUUAAAUAAGGUAAGUUUUAGAUUUUUUUUUGUCUCCCUAUAAAGUUUAAUGUUUUCCGUAAUUUAAAUUAGUGUUGUUACACAUGUAGAUGUGCAAUUGUGCAUGCAUAGUGCGUGCAUAUACUUUUAAGUAGUAGUGCUACUUUGUUCCAUACAUGUUUGUAUCUAUGAAUGUACACAUAUAUAGUAUAUGCUUUUGAAUAAUUAUAUUAUACAAGGCGUUUUGUAAUAGUAUUAUCUUCGUAGCUUCAAGCAGGUUGAUCUAUUUGGAUGGAAGAUUAUUGUGAUUUUCAUGGUUGUGUUGGUGUACAAGUUACAAGAGAAGAGGAUGCGUUGAACUAAAAGUUUCAAUUGAAUUAUAAAAUAAUUUACACAUGACAGAAACAAAUAAGAAAAAUUAAGAAUCAUAAAAUUAAAGUAAGGCUUACUAUCAGAAAGGGGAUGUAGCUCAGAUGGUAGAGCGCUCGCUUAGCAUGCGAGAGGUACGGGGAUCGAUACCCCGCAUCUCCAAUCGCUGUUCAUGGUUUUCUUAGUCAUGUACUCAUGCAACUUCUUAUUGUAAUUUAUAUUUUU
This is a messenger RNA of Arachis stenosperma, 1244 nucleotides long. Its product is annotated as desiccation protectant protein Lea14 homolog. Gene Ontology annotation, biological process: response to desiccation. Bases 80 to 547 code for a protein of 155 amino acids. NCBI's taxonomy places the organism in Eukaryota, Viridiplantae, Streptophyta, Magnoliopsida, Fabales, Fabaceae. The transcript has 2 exons. Gene Ontology annotation, cellular component: cytosol. The record is from RefSeq and is a predicted model, not a curated record.